Trichosurus vulpecula (common brushtail) is the source of this 1123-nucleotide messenger RNA. Its product is annotated as casein kinase I-like. Gene Ontology annotation, molecular function: ATP binding; protein serine/threonine kinase activity. The transcript has a single exon. The record is from RefSeq and is a predicted model, not a curated record. Gene Ontology annotation, cellular component: cytoplasm; nucleus. Lineage: Eukaryota; Metazoa; Chordata; Mammalia; Diprotodontia; Phalangeridae. Bases 4 to 981 code for a protein of 325 amino acids. Gene Ontology annotation, biological process: peptidyl-serine phosphorylation; negative regulation of canonical Wnt signaling pathway; signal transduction.
AGGAUGGCGAGCAGCAGCGGCUCCAAGGCCGAAUUUAUCGUCAGAGGGAAAUAUAAACUUGUGCGGAAGAUCGGGUCCGGCUCCUUUGGGGACAUCUAUCUGGCCAUUAACAUCACCAACAGAGAGGAAGUGGCGGUGAAGCUAGAGUCCCAGAAGGCCAGGCAUCCCCAGCUGCUGUACGAGAGCAAGCUCUAUAAGAUCCUCCAAGGUGGGGUUGGCGUUCCCCACAUACGGUGGUAUGGUCAAGAAAAAGACUAUAAUGUUCUAGUCAUGGAUCUUCUUGGACCGAGUCUUGAAGACCUCUUCAAUUUCUGUUCCCGCAGGUUCACAAUGAAAACAGUACUUAUGUUAGCUGACCAGAUGAUCAGUAGAAUUGAAUUUGUGCAUACAAAGAAUUUUAUACACAGAGACAUAAAACCAGAUAAUUUCCUAAUGGGUAUUGGGCAUCACUGUAAUAAAUUAUUCCUUAUUGACUUUGGUUUGGCCAAAAAGUACAGAGACAACAGAACAAGACAACAUAUACCAUACAGAGAAGAUAAAAAUCUCACUGGCACUGCCCGUUAUGCCAGCAUCAAUGCACACCUUGGCAUCGAGCAGAGUCGUCGUGAUGAUAUGGAGUCUCUAGGAUAUGUGUUGAUGUAUUUUAAUAGGACCAGCCUGCCCUGGCAAGGAUUAAAGGCUGCAACGAAGAAACAAAAGUAUGAAAAGAUUAGUGAAAAGAAGAUGUCCACUCCUGUUGAAGUUUUAUGUAAGGGGUUUCCAGCAGAAUUUGCCAUGUAUCUAAACUAUUGUCGUGGACUCCGCUUUGAAGAAGCACCAGAUUAUAUGUAUCUGAGGCAACUAUUUCGUAUUCUUUUCAGGACUCUGAAUCACCAGUAUGACUACACAUUUGAUUGGACAAUGUUAAAGCAGAAAGUGGCCCAGCAGGCAGCCGCUUCCAGUGGGCAGGGUCAGCAGGCCCAAACCCCCACAGGUUUCUAAACAUGAAGAGGAACAGAUGAAGCAGAGCAGAUGAUCAGAGCAGGACUUGUUACUCCCCAGAUCUAGAAGUUUUAGUUCAUAUGUACACAUGCCAGUGGUUGUGGGCAACCAUUUACUUGGUGUAAAAGAACUUAAUUUCAGU